AUCGCUCUUUGCCCCCCUCCCUCCUUCCCUCGCCCCGCCGCGUCCGCGGGGCUCUCGUCUCGUUCGAGGCCCACCCGCCUGCCGAUAGCGGUCAUGCUGCCCAACACGGGGAAAUUAGCAGGAUGUACUCUCUUUAUCACUGGUGCAAGCCGUGGCAUUGGUAAAGCAAUUGCUUUGAAAGCUGCAAAGGAUGGUGCAAACGUUGUGAUAGCUGCCAAGACGAGCGAGCCUCAUCCCAAGCUUGCAGGAACAAUCUACACUGCUGCAGAGGAGAUUGAAGCGGCUGGAGGAAAGGCUUUACCAUGUGUUGUUAAUGUGAGGGAAGAACAGCAAAUCGCUGAUGCAGUGGAGAAAGCUGUACAGAAAUUUGGAGGAAUAGAUAUUUUGGUGAAUAAUGCAAGUGCCAUCUCCCUGACCGGUACCUUGGAAACAACUGCAAAGAAACUGGAUCUUAUGAUGAGUGCUAACACAAGAGGAACUUAUCUUACGUCUAAAUUAUGCCUUCCUUUCUUAAAAAAGAGUAAAAUAGCUCACAUCCUUAACAUCAGCCCCCCACUUAAUCUGAAUCCCAUCUGGUUCAAAAAUCACUGUGCUUACACUAUUUCUAAGUAUGGUAUGUCCAUGUGUGUCCUGGGGAUGGCGGAAGAAUUCAGAGGAGAAGUUGCAGUCAAUGCUUUAUGGCCUAAAACAGCCAUACAUACGGCUGCAAUGGAUAUGCUGGGAGGACCUGGAGUGGAGAAGCAGUGCAGAAAAACUGAUAUCGUUGCAGAUGCUGCAUAUUGUAUUUUAACAAAACCAAAAAGUUUCACGGGAAACUUUGUUAUUGAUGAGACUCUAUUAAAAAAAGAAGGAAUCAAGAAUUUUGAUGUAUAUGCAGUUGCACCAGGUCACCCAGUGAUACCAGAUUAUUUUUUAGAUGAAGAUCUUGAUACUCAAGCUAUGAAAAUGGAAGCCCAGGGUGCUUCCUCAGGAUUCAGAGAGGAGAAGAAAGCAGAUGGAGCCAAGCAUACAGGACCGGAGGGGAGCCAGAUUAGCUUAGAAACAAGAACAACUAAGCCUUUGGAGUCUGUUGCAGAAACGUUUAAAAUUAUUGAGGGAAUAAUUAAUGAAGAUGUUGUAAAAUCUACCCAAGGUGUCUUUCUUUUUGAGUUAUCCGGUGAAGAGGGAGGAACUUGGUACAUUGAUCUUAAAAACAAAGGUGGGAACACAGGUUCUGGAGAGCCUCCUGUGAAAGCUGAUGUAAUUAUGAGCAUGUCCAGCAAUGACUUCGUGAAAAUGUUCACAGGCAAGUUAAAGCCAACCAUGGCUUUUAUGUCAGGAAAACUGAAGAUUAAAGGAAACAUGUCAUUAGCACUAAGAUUGGAAAAAUUGGUGUCCCAGCUUGGCUCCAAACUGUGAGGGGAAAGCCUUACUGUAUAGAACAUUGGCCUUUUAAAUAAAAAUGGUAACUGUUUUAAAUAUGUAAUUUUUGCUUUUUUGUGCUAUAAUAUGAAAAAUGUGGAUUUGGCCUUAUGAAACAUGGAAUUAUUUGAGGGAGGAUAACUUGAUGAUCUCAUUAGGGCAACAGAUCUAUCAUGUGUUUUCAAAAUUCCCCUAGUCAAUGCAGUGCUGCAGCCAGUCUGGAGGUUGCAGUUCCUCUCUCUUCUCUCUCUUAGACUUAAGCUUCUCUUCCAUCCUUGAUCGGUAGACUUCUAACGAAGGGGCCUUAGAGAUUUUCUUAAAAGCCAGUUGAUCAUAUUCAAGCAAUAAAGAAUGGAAGUCGCACUGAAAGGCCAUAAGUUGCUCCCUCUGUUUUCCUUGGGCUGGAGAGACAAAGGAUUGAAAUGAGUUUGCUUUUGUAGGCUUACAAGGCCACAUGAUUAGCUUGGCAGUUUUAAAUUAUCCUUUUUUCUGUACACCCACUAUAAAGAUCUGAAUGGAUGACUUGGUCAUUUGGGUGUUUUUAAUGUUUUAAAGAAAUAUUCUGUCCCAGGCCUUUAACUGUGAAACUUGAUUUCUACUAAUGAAUUCUUAAAUUUGACAUAGAAGCUCUUG
Messenger RNA from Gavialis gangeticus (Gharial), 2034 nucleotides. RefSeq names its product hydroxysteroid dehydrogenase like 2 (gene HSDL2). Gene Ontology annotation, cellular component: mitochondrion. Lineage: Eukaryota; Metazoa; Chordata; Crocodylia; Gavialidae. The record is from RefSeq and is a predicted model, not a curated record. The coding region runs from base 94 to 1398 and encodes 434 amino acids. The transcript is spliced from 11 exons.